AUGCAGCCAUUAACAAUCAAUUCUGCUACAUAUCAUGAUUGGCCGUUGGAGAAAGUAAUAGCAUCUCAGACCUCAGGAUCUACGAAUCCACAUAUCAUAACAUUAGAUGUAGCUGGAUGUGUAAAAUUAUGGGAUUGUCCAUCUUUAAUGCCUAUUAAAUCAUGGUCUAUCAAUUCUACAACAUGGCCUGUUAACGGUUCCGCUUUCACUCCAGAUAUUUCUUUACUAUCUACUAGUAAUACUAAUAACAUGAUAAAUCAUCAAAAUAAUUGUGAAAACUUUUUAUUGUCAACUUUAAAUCCAUUAGAUGUGAAACGAAAAAUUUGUUUAUGGGAUAUUCGUGUCAAUGAUGUAUCUAAUCCAAUUGUAAUUCAGUCAAGUGACUGUUCAAAUAUUACACAUGAUUUACCAACAGCACUCAGUUGGUUUUCAACAAAUCAUUUGCUAUUAGGAACUUACGAAGGUCAUUUAUGGGUUUAUGAUAUUCGUAACCCUAAAAUGGAACUUACAAAUGUAGAUGUUACAAAUACAAAUGAAACUUUCAAAUCGUCCUCACAUAGAUGUAAACAAAUUGUUCAAAUCCUUACGCAUAAUUAUCCAGAAACAUCAACUGAAAAUAUUCCUAAUACUUCCAAAUAUAUGGGACUAAUUCAAAUCAAUGGUUCAAUAGAUGUUUACCAACAGAAUAUAUCAACAUUUAAUGUGUCAAAUGACAUGUUUACACAUGUAUAUCAUGAUGAUGGAAAAUCAAUCAUGAACAUCGAUAAUAGAUGUUAUGGAAGAGUUAAACCAUGUGGUUUGUUUCUAUCUUCUGAUCUUCUGAAUCCUGAACAACCAUGGAGAUUACUACUGUCAACUGGUAUUCCUGACAAUAACCAUAAUCUAUCUUUGACAAAUACUACAUCAUAUACUGCUAACAUGAAUUAUCAUACAACGACACCAACUAUGCUUAAUUAUCAACUUCGUGUACAUCCAAAUCUAAUUCAAACAAAUAUUCCAGGAUUCAACAAUCUUUCUAGAAUUCACUACAUAAAAUUACUUAAUAUUUAA
Molecule: messenger RNA, 1050 nt
Organism: Schistosoma mattheei
Lineage: Eukaryota; Metazoa; Platyhelminthes; Trematoda; Strigeidida; Schistosomatidae
Source: the annotation of a GenBank genome assembly